Molecule: messenger RNA, 1161 nt
Organism: Lingula anatina
Lineage: Eukaryota; Metazoa; Brachiopoda; Lingulata; Lingulida; Lingulidae
Biological process (GO): SCF-dependent proteasomal ubiquitin-dependent protein catabolic process
Cellular component (GO): SCF ubiquitin ligase complex
Source: RefSeq, a predicted model, not a curated record
AUGGAUUCCUCCUUUCUGUCCGUCCGCUGUGUCUGUAGGCGGUUGUUUAAUUUGAUGAAGGACCGCAGCCUGUGGUACAGAGAUACAUUGGAAGCCCAUAAUGAUUUACCGCCUAAACUACUCCUUCAAGUCAUGGGAAUGUCGUCCAACAUGCUCACCCACCUGGACACGUCAUUCUGUUUGUCUGUUACUGACGAGUUUUUGGCUUGCCUCAUCUCCAAGUGCCGCAGACUGUGUCAUAUUAAUAUAGCGGGUUGCUCUCUGGUCACCGACGCUGCAAUACGACUAGUAGCCGACGCCGUUAAAAAUCUGCGUACACUUAUCAUCAACGAAUGCAGACUCAUAACAUGUGGGGCAAUCCUGGAUGCCGUUACGGCACACAAAGCAAGUUUGCAGCGGCUAGAAAUGGCCAGGUGCUUGGGAAUGCGACAGGAUCCGUAUAAAGUGGGAUACAUAGCGGAACACUGUGCCAACGUCAAAUACCUCAAUAUUUGCUGGUUCUCCAACUACAGCGAACAUGCCCCUAUACUGGACAUGGACGUCUGCAAGUACGCCAUGCUCUGUCCAUUCCUAGUCUCAUUAGACCUUGGACAUACCCACGCCACUGACCACUGCCUAGAAGUGGUCGCAGGGUGUUGUAAAAACCUGGAAACUCUCAGCAUGGCUCAGUGUUUCGUCACCGACGUGGGGCUCACUAAAAUCGGCAGGGGACUAAACAAGAUGAAGUCUUUGAACCUAGCAGACGGGCAGCACUUCGGCGAUGCGGGCAUGUUCACCAUUUAUAGAGAACUGAAGGCUCUAGAGUAUCUUAAUCUCACUCGAUGUUUUCGUCUCACAAACCAAUGCAUUCAGAACGUUCUCAUUGAACUUCCCGCCUUAAAAACACUCAUUCUGAAGCAGUGUUAUAAACUCGACGACAGCGGGCUUCAUCACCUGCUGAUCAGGAACACUUCUCCCAGACUAUAUUACCUGGAUGCCAGUUCUACGCUGAUCACGAAGGCACUCAUUGACAGAAUACGUCAGGCUCGCCAGCAGUUGGUCAUCAACUACCAAGACUGUCCCUACACCAGACACGUGGACUGCUCACAAUGGGGCGACUUUGACGCCCACGCCGCGGCACUGAGCACUUUUGGUCUUUUUGAGGAUCGUCAUUCAGAAUGA